This is a messenger RNA of Macrobrachium nipponense, 5246 nucleotides long. RefSeq names its product zwei Ig domain protein zig-8-like. Gene Ontology annotation, biological process: synapse organization. The record is from RefSeq and is a predicted model, not a curated record. NCBI's taxonomy places the organism in Eukaryota, Metazoa, Arthropoda, Malacostraca, Decapoda, Palaemonidae. The coding region runs from base 536 to 1552 and encodes 338 amino acids. Gene Ontology annotation, cellular component: neuron projection membrane. The transcript is spliced from 9 exons.
UCGUCUCGUCAGUGUUACGGCCACAGUGGGUCGGUAAAGGUGUUCGCUAGUCGACGCGUGGCUGGACGGGGGUUUAUCUGAGAUCGAGUGUUCGUGAGUCUGCAAAGUUGUCGGGAUUUCGUCAGAAGUUUCCUUUUUUUUUUUUUUUCCAUCGCCGUUGUGAAACUCGUUAUUUCGAAGUCGAAUUUAACGAACGUGGCUCCACCACUUUAUUCAUUUACUUCAUGAAAAAAGGAAUUAGAAAACUUGAAUGAAAGAGACUAUUAUAACUGGCGACUGAUAGCCCCAGAAAGUUUAGGUGAAUAAUAUUUCUCUGUCUACACAGGUGAUUUUCCCAUGACGAAAAUAGACAGGCUGUUCGAACCCAAGCAUAGAAAAAGAGAGGGAAAAUGUAAAUCGUACGAAAACCAAGUUUGGAACGGGUGAAAGAGGGUGAGAUAUAUAUUAUUCGAUGUGAUUGUGAGACAAAGUUUGUGCUAGACGAUUCCGAGAGAACACUGAAUUCGUGGGGAAACUUAUAUAUCUAUCAGCCGAAAUGUUGACCUGGAAGUCUUUAAAGGUCAUCUGGGCACUGGCCCUUAUGAUGGUGCUGACCUCGUUCCCUCAUGUACAGUCUAAAGCUCUGACCUUCGAUUCCAAGAAGCUGGAGUCUUCGUCGCAGUUGUGGUGGAGUCACCACAGGGAGAUUCUGUCGCCCAGAUUCGACGACACUCCGCAGAAUAUCACAGCACUCGUCGGGGACUCGGCCUUCCUCCCCUGCACCGUUGCCCAUCUCGGAGACAGAUCUGUGACGUGGAUGAGACAGCGCGAUCUUCACAUCCUCACUGCUGGUGUUUACACUUACUCAGCUGAUGAGAGAUUUAGGGUCUUGCACCCAGAGAACUCCGACGAUUGGACCCUGCACAUCAAAUACGCCACGUUGAGGGACUCGGGAAUUUACGAGUGCCAGGUCAACUCUGACCCCAAAAUCAGUCGCAAGGUCACACUCACUGUCAAAGAUAGCCAACUGGACGAUCCAGUUCCCUAUGGAAUGGCAACAACAGAUAUCCGGUUUCCAGAUUAUAUCUUUGACAACAACGAGAAGCAGACGAAAAAAUCACGCAAGAAGAAGCAAAAGGCUCCGGAGGUAGCCAUCGAAGGACCUCAGGAGCGUCACAUCCAGCGAGGCAGCGUCCUCGCCAUCACCUGUGUGGUGCGCCAUCCUCCCCACAGCGCCCCGGGGCAAGUGCUCUGGUUCCACGGCACCGAAAAUAUCGACUACGACUCUCCCAGAGGGGGUGUCUCCAUUCAGACAGAAAAAUCCAAUCGGAAGACAGUGAGUAAACUAAUGCUGGCAACAGUCACAGAUAACGAUAACGGCGAAUACAGUUGUAGCCCCACGGAUCUUCCCCCAGCAGUCGUCGCAGUGCAUGUCCAAAGUGGUCAACUUCAGCAGCCGGUGAAACAAGGGCCUGGCCUGAGCGGGGCAGCAGUGACAGCCUCCAUCAGCAGCGCCCUUCUGGUCCUGCUCAUGAUGACCCUGGCCUGCGUCAGAUGCCGCGUGUUCAACUGAUGCUUCCAGAGCCCUACACUCAACACCUGGGGUGGUAUCGCCUGGGGGCAUCAUCCAGGGGGAUCACCCGGGAGUGUAGUUUUUUGAGGGCUGCUUGAGUCUUUACAGUUUAAGUGGUUCUUCAUUCAUACAGGUUUUAAAGGUAAACUGAAUGAAUAACUGUCCCCUGUUGUGAAAAUAGAAAGCUCAGGGUUUUGAACUCGUGGAGAAAUCAAACUAGAGAGAAAAUGACUUCUGACAUUGAGACUAUGAAAGAUAUAUGUUCAAAUGAUACACUUACCAAUAAUGGACAUGACAAUAGAUUUAUAUGUACAGUGUGUUUUUGUAGGUAGCGGAUAAAACAAGCACCUGCGACGCAAACUGAAAUCAAAGUCUUUUAAGGGGACGAUAAUCGUUUGUGAUUUGAAACCCUUUUUUUAUUUUUUAUUUUUUGAGAGGUGGUUCUUCAUUAUGAAUUUUCUUAUUUUUAUCCUCACCAGCAUAGUUGCAAGUAUUACGUGUUGUUGUUGUUGACACUUUGAUUGCAUGUUUAUGAGAAAAGUAAGCUUAAGUUGGAGUAGAAUGCAAUUUGUCUUUAUUGAAAUUUUGAUGCCAAGGGCCAAAACUGAGAGGAACAUGAGAAGUUCCUUGGCUGCCAUUGGAGAUCAGGAAAAUGUUCGUAUUGUUGAACGAGAAUAAAGAAAAUCAGAUAUAAAGCACAUAAUUGCUGGCUGCUUGUUCAUGAUGAGUUUCACCCUGCUUGGAAAUGAAAUGUUGGGAGAUAAACAUUUUGACUGUUUCUUUUUUGCGUUGGGGAGGAUGACAAAUCAUGUCUGUGCCUCCAUUUUAUUUUUCUUCUUUCUUAUUGUUCUCAGCUUCUCGAAGUCCAUCGACACGAUUAGCCCUAUUUUUUAUAGUUCCGUUAUAUAGCUGCUGUUGUUACAAGAAAGCAAUGGUGUAUAUUUCCAUGUCUUUCGAGUCCAGUUCGAAUUGGAACGUUCCAGAAUUUUGAAUAAAAAAGAAGACAUAUUUUAGCCGUAUAUUUACUGCGUUGUUGCUUUUGGAGCACAUUCUAUAAAAAAGAAAAGUUCUUGUUUUUCAAAAGGUGAUUUGGUGGGAAGAUAAUGCUGCUUCUAUUAAUGAGUUUUUAAUACAUUACAAGUGUUUUGUAACGAUCGUCAAGAAGUUCAAGUUAGAAAGCAGAAAACUAAGAAAAUUUCAACAUUUUUUUUUUAACUUGCAGCGGCUCAGAAAUACGUGACUUGUUUUGACCUGGAUGAAGAAAAGCAAGGUGAGAAUCUCUUGCUGGGGUAAUCAUGAAGUUUUUUCUCCUCUUCAUCAUGUCAUUACUGAUUUUCCCCAAUUGUAAGUUUGAUUUUGUAGUUGCUAAAUUCAGUUUUUCUAAUAAAUAAUUGUGGGAAUAAAUACACAAAUAACAGAGGCAUCUUUUUACCUGGGACCAUCAGUGUCAUCCGCUUGCAAUCAGGUAAAUGGCUUUCUACCUUGAAGGAAAAAAAAAGCGGAGCAAAUUCAUUGAAAUUUAUUCUGCUCUCAUGGCUGGACAGAGGAGAGAACCGAUAGUUUGCUUUGUACAUAAAUUGUCGUGAGAAAUAUACACUCAUUCUAUAUUUUGCAAUAUGAGCAUAGAUUAAUUCAGUGUGUACAUACCAUGAAUUCAGGUUCUGACAUAUGAAAUAAAUUCUUAGUUUUAUAAUGUUGCUUUGGUUUGGAUUGUCGACGUUUCUUAGACAAACAAAAUAUAUUUUGCUCCUAAACACAAAGCGAUCUGCUAUAUUUUCCACUUUCAGGUAAUAGAUAAGUAAUUGACAAACAAGACUUUGUGUUCCUGUUUACUUUAAGCCUGUUGCGAUUGUUUGUAGAUGUAGCUGUUUGCUUCAUUGUCACUUCUCUUGGUGAUGGGCGAGACGCUGCUGCCGCCGCAGCCCUCCAGUCAAUUAUGGACAAUGUUCAAAGAGUUAUAACGGCCACUGUCCCAUUCUAUCAUUCCCUUCCAACAGUUAUGUAUGUCUUUAUGUACGUACUUAUGUAUCAAUGUAUGCAUAUAAGUGUGCCAUGGAUGCUUGUAUGUAUGUGUAAUUAUGUCAAGAAAUUCAGCUUUCCAUUAUUUGAUUUUGCACUUUCGGACGAUUUUGGUGUAGUGUCUAUGAACGAAUCUGCUUUUGCUUUCAACUUUUUGCCCAUCAUUUCUCCUUUGAUAAAACCGAAAUAGGUCACGCAUUACUUUUGUUAACAGUGGCCUCUGACCAACACAGCUAAGGAUUUAGGUUGCUUUCUGUCUGGUGUUUAUUUUUUGCAAAGAACACCUGGCAGGAAAAAAUACGAAGAAAUCCAGUCAUACUUUUAUCUAUGUCUACCUAUUUACCUACCUGUGUAUCUAUAUAUCAGUCAUUGUUAUUAUUAUCGUUAUGUUUUGCAGUGGCACUUCAUCUACAAUCAGUACGCAAUGAUGCUUUUAUGGGUUUACCUCUUACUAUCUGGGAUGGAUGGUUUUGACCCUCCCUCGUCAAUAAACUACAUAAUAAUAAUAUGUAAUGGUUUAGAAUUGUAGCCUUCCGUGUGCUCAUCACCUGGCGGCCUGUGGAGAUGAGGUGGUUGUCUUUUUGUUUUGUUUUUCCAAGUAGAACAUGUUCAUAUAAGUAGUAUGUGUUGAUAUAUGAUUAUAUUUACACUUGUACACAGACACGCACAUGCAUGCAAUAGAAACACACACACAUGCAUAUAUACUAUACAUAUGCACACAUAUGUGUAUAAGCUCCAUUUCCUUUAUUUGAUUAAAAACAACCUUCUAAUUACAAAAGAAAAUUAUUGUUGUUGCCAAAUUUGUGAGCUUCUUGUUUUUGUUGGUAUAUAUAAAGUGGUGUAGCAUUAUACCAAUUUGGAUUUCACAGGUUUCGGUGAGUGUCACUUGCUCUGUUGACGCCACUUUUAGUGUCAGUUCAGCAAGGUAUAUAUGAUCCCAACCCUCGUCUUUUUUUUAUUGUUAAACUGAUGAAUUAAUUUGUUUAUCCAUCUCUUAUUUACAGAGCAUUCAAGAAAAUUUCUUAAUGACUUCAUUUGUCAUUACCAUUUUUUGUUCUAUGUUUUGUUUUUGUUGUUUACAAUGCAACACUCACAGUUACAUGUUUUAUAAUGACUAGUGUCAAGAACGUGAAUGAAUAGAUUGAAAAAGAAAUCCAUAAAGUUACUGUGUAUAACGUGUUUACUAAUAAAUAUUUACAUUUUUUUUUACUCAACACUCGAGUACUUUCAGGCCCUAUCGCUAGCCCUUUCUAAUCUCUUGAAAAAGGGCCACAGAUAGGGCCUUAAAGUACUCGAGUGUUGAGUGAAAUAAAAUGUAAAUAGUUAUGAGUAAACACGUUAUACACACUAAUUUUGUGGGUUUCUUUUUCAAUCUUCAGAAGAACACUGAAAGAAGUCUUUGUUUGGUUUACUGAAUAGAUUGCCAAUUUCUUUUUGUCAAUUUAUUCGCUCGGAGUGCUAUAUUAUUUCUUAAUGUUUUGCUAUUAAUGCACGCAAUGGCAAAUAGGCAACACCUCCUUUACUGUUAUUUUAAUGGCUCAAUUAUAGCCAAACAGACGACUCCACCCACCAGUGUCUGCCACAUGGAAAGGCUACAAUAAACGUCACUUAAAUGUAAGACCUUUUAUAAAUGUCAUAUAUGAUAUACCCUUAACAAAAUGAAUAUUUUUGUAAG